GCGUCGUCGUCAAUUGCUUCAGUUCCGUCUUCAGUGGGGCUGCAUGCUGCCUCGGUUGAGAGAUCCGCGCCUCGAAGCUUUGGCGCGUUUCGUGAGUGAUCGAUCGAACCCCCACCUUUCCAGGGCGGGCACACCUUGUCCGACAACGAGAGUGAGUUCCUCGCGGGUCCAGAGUCGGAGAGAGUGAGCAACCCGCCGCACCCGCGCUUCGUUGAGUGCGAGGGGGGUACUCGCGUGGUCGCGCCACGGCAAAACGCGUACGCCUAUAUAUAAAUAGUUGAUGGUCUGGUCGGAAAGAUUUUAGUGCGCUGUUGGUGGACAUUCGAGCCCGUCUCCGGCACCCUGAACCGUGUCUGUGGAGAAUUCUAGUUUUUUUUUUACUGGCCCCCGAUUUGGGCGCCCGAAGAAAGGAGAUCCUGUGCGGGCGGCGCGCAGUGUGGAGAGUGAGCGAGCGUUUCGCGGGGUGGCGAGCGAGAGAGAGAGACAGAGAGAGAGAGGGAAAAGGAGCUGCUGCGUGUGGGGGUUGAACUGCACGGGCAACUGCGCAGUGUGAAGCGCCUUACGGAUCAGUUCAGUGCGAAGUGUGGCACAGUGCAGUAGUGCAGCAGUGAAAUGGCGCGGGUGAUAAAGUUACUCGCAGUUCUGUGCUUAGUGGUGGCAAUCGCUGAAGCCGAUUUCCGUGUCAAGCGACAGGAUGACGACGGCGACCAGGAGGACAACAUCGAAGAGCUGUGCAAGGACCGACCGGCCGACGAGUACUUCCGUCUGAGCACAGAUGGCGAUUGCCGUGAAGUCGUGAGGUGUGAUAAUGCUGGGGAAAAUGGCAUCACAAGGCUGGCACGCGUGCGUUGCCCAACCGGGUUAUACUUUGACGUUUACCGUCAGACCUGCGAUUGGAAAACAAACGUUAAAAAUUGCGAUGAACUAGGAAAACCAAGAAAGGUCCUUCCCAUCCUGAAGACCGAUGAGCCAAUCUGUCCGGAGGGCAAACUGUCCUGCGGUAACGGCGAAUGCGUUGACAAGGAAUUGUUCUGCAACGGCAAGCCCGACUGCAAGGAUGAAUCCGACGAGAACGCGUGUACCGUUGAGCUCGACCCGAACCGUGCUCCCGAUUGCGACACCACGCAGUGCGUCCUGCCGGAUUGUUUCUGCUCCGCUGACGGUACCCGUAUUCCCGGAAACAUCGAACCCCAGCAGGUGCCACAGAUGAUCACCAUCACCUUCAACGGUGCCAUCAACGUCGACAACAUCGACCUGUACGAAGACAUCUUCAACGGUCAGCGGCAAAACCCGAAUGGUUGCCAGAUCCGAGGUACCUACUUCGUGUCGCACAAAUACACCAACUACUCGGCCGUACAGGACUUGCACCGCAAGGGCCAUGAAAUAUCGGUCUUCUCGCUGACCCACAAGGACGACCCCAACUACUGGACCCAGGGAACCUACGACGACUGGCUGGCUGAAAUGGCCGGAGCUCGUCUGAUCAUCGAACGAUUCGCCAACAUCACCGACGGUUCGAUCAUCGGUGUUCGUGCCCCGUACCUGCGCGUAGGCGGUAACAAACAAUUCGAGAUGAUGGCUGAUCAAUUCUUCGUGUACGAUGCCUCGAUCACCGCUUCACUCGGACGUGUCCCAAUCUGGCCUUACACUCUGUACUUCCGUAUGCCCCAUAAGUGCAACGGUAACGCUCACAACUGCCCAUCCCGUAGCCACCCAGUCUGGGAAAUGGUCAUGAACGAACUCGAUCGUCGUGACGAUCCAACCUUCGACGAGUCGCUUCCAGGUUGUCACAUGGUCGACUCCUGCUCCAACAUCCAAUCCGGUGAACAGUUCGGUCGUCUUCUGCGUCACAACUUCAACCGUCACUACAAUACCAACCGUGCCCCUCUGGGUCUGCACUUCCACGCCUCGUGGCUCAAGUCCAAGAAAGAAUACCGUGAAGAACUGAUCAAGUUCAUCGAAGAAAUGCUCGGCCGCAACGAUGUCUUCUUCGUCACAAUGCUCCAGGUCAUCCAAUGGAUGCAGAACCCAACCGAGUUGAACGCUCUGCGAGACUUCCAGGAGUGGAAGGAAAAGUGCGACGUCAAGGGACAACCCUAUUGUUCCCUCCCGAACGCCUGCCCGCUGACGACCCGCGAACUGCCCGGUGAGACUCUGCGUCUCUUCACUUGCAUGGAGUGCCCCAACAACUACCCAUGGAUCCUGGACCCAACUGGAGAUGGCUUCUCCACCAAGUAAGCUAGUCUCCCGAGGGGAAAUUCCAUCCACCGAAAGUCUGAUUUAGUUGCGUGAAGAGAACACUACCAACGUAAGAAAGGAUCUCCGUUGAUUCCCCUCAACCCCCAGUACUUCCCCUAUCCUCAACGGAGUAUAGACAUCUGUUGUAAAUAAUUAUAAUUUCUUACAUUCUCCUCAACCUCCCGAAAAUCCCAUCCUAACAUCCCUUCCCCGAUCUCCCCACAUUCCCAAAAACAAUCCGAACCACCAUUUUCCUAUUCUCGGAGAAUGAUCGGAAUAUGAUAAUUAAUUCAACGAAAAAAAACCUUACAAGAUUGAACGUGAUAAUUUUUAUUUAAAAACAAAAAUACUCUUUCCAAUGCUACCAUCCUCGAGAAACGAAAAAAAAGACAGGCGGCCUUGCACCGGUGUGAAAGAGACCUUAUAACGAGAGAUAGAAAGAUAAUGGCGGCCACAGCGUACCCCGUUCAAGUAUAGUGUCGCGAUUUUGCUGCGGACUGCCCGGGUGCGUGUAUAUGUGCGUCACGAAUCAGGUGUUUUUUUUUGUCAGUUAAGAGUACUCGUUUUUUAUAUUGAAUGAAAACAAAAUAAACUAUAUUUUAAACUAUUUUUCCUAACUUAAAUUGCGUAAAGAAGGAUCGUGCCGCAGCCGCAAGGUGGUGCGUAGUUUGGAAGCAAGAGUUGACGUGGCUUUUGUUGCCCCUCCCAUUUUGGUUGGGAAAUGUGUGCUUGCGGCUGAUAGUUUAGAAUGAUAAAAAAGAAAAUACAAACAAAAAGGUAUGAAAAUAAAUUUUCCAUAAAAAUA
Messenger RNA from Aedes albopictus (Asian tiger mosquito), 3040 nucleotides. It is a transcript of the gene verm, whose product is annotated as chitin deacetylase 1. Gene Ontology annotation, biological process: carbohydrate metabolic process. NCBI's taxonomy places the organism in Eukaryota, Metazoa, Arthropoda, Insecta, Diptera, Culicidae. Gene Ontology annotation, molecular function: protein binding; chitin binding. Gene Ontology annotation, cellular component: extracellular region. Bases 613 to 2235 code for a protein of 540 amino acids. The transcript has 5 exons. The record is from RefSeq and is a predicted model, not a curated record.